CCGAGGCUGCCUGGUGCUGGCUGCAUGGGGCGGCGGAGGCACCGGGUGGAAGGGGCGGCCGGGGCCCUUCCUGAAGCUAUCGCUGCGUUGAGUCGAUCUCUGCCCGCUGGGCCCAGCCCUGAAAUCUUCCGCCGCGCGAAGUUUGACCGUCCAGAGGCGGCUCCAGUGCUCUGGCAGCUUCUCUUACGCGUGCUCUCACCGCUUGCUGCUAAAGAUACCUUGACCGACCUUGCUCCAGAGGCUCAAGCCCGUGUGGUGAAGUCAGCACUGGACUCCCAGGGCUACCCCAGGUCUGCACUGGUACAGUUUCCUGAGGGCAGUUCUCAGAGAAGCCGGGAACUGCUGCUGGCCCUGUCUUGGCUUCUGGCACGAGGACCCUUCCUUGAGCAGCUGCUUGCCCAGACCCGUGUGCAGUUGGGUGAUCAGCUGCCCCAGUAUGAGUGUGAGGCCCUGGCCAUCCCUGGUCCUCCUGCACCACAUGUGGAAACAGAGACUCCGGUGGAUCUCCGACUAGUGGAAUGGCUGAUGGGAAAGCUGCGGUUUAGGUGGCGACGCCUGAUCUCCAGUCAGCAGGAGCAGUGCGCCCUGCUCAGCAAGAUCCACCUGUACACCCGUGGAUGUCACAGCCAGCAGAACCUUGACCAUCUUUCUGUUGCUGAAACAGAGAUGCUCAGAGACCCAGAGAGCAGUCAGCAGCUUCUGCAGGCGCUGGAGAGUGAGAACGUACGCCUGGGGGCAGCUCUGGAGUGGCGGCAGUGUGAGCUGGUCUUCUGGCAGUGGAUGGAUACAGUUCUGGAUGCCUGCUUGUCAGAGACUCCUGCUGUGACCUCACAGCCCACGGUUCUGCCCAUGAUUUCUGAACGUGGGCUUGGUGAGCUGGAGUUGGUAAAACAAGAGUUGCAGGCCCUGCAGGAGGAGCUACGGGAAGUGGCUGAGCCCCGGAGGGCGGCAUGGGAAGCCCAGGUUGGAGGCCUAGGUCAGGGGCCAGAGUGGAGCACCACAAGGAGGGCCUUGCAGGAGGCUGUCAAACAGGAGUUGAUUGCCCUGCAGGUAUCCUGGGAGCCAUUCAGUGGCCCUACCCAGCCCCAGAGACCCCAUCGGCUGGUGAGAAGUAAGGAUCAGUCACCAGGACCUCAAGGCCUACAGGCAGCUGAGAUGAUCAGGACCCUGAGCGCCCAGGAGGCCGGUCUGAAAAAGGUGUUGCACCAGCUACAGAGCCAAUGUCAGCAGGAGCUGGCCAGGCUGGCUGGUGCUCUGCCUGACUUGAUUUGGAUUAUGGUUCCUGGACACUGAAGGCCCCAAGAUGUGCCCACCUGUGUAGAGGUCUUUGUAGGGUCUCAGAGGAGCAGAGGUCCAGGCCUUGUUGCCUACAGUUUUGGAGUCACCAUGGGCUGGUCCUCCAGAGCAGUUUGGAGGGGACCUAUAUAUACAUGGUAGAGCUGUCUCUGGGGACACCAGGUUGUUGCCCUCUGUCACUGCCCUUUAACUUCCUCCUCUUCUGAUACUGGGAUAUGCAUGGUGCAUGGUUGGCCCCGUGCUGGAAUCACACAGCUGCACAGUGCAGGAAGCACUGGGUCUCCCCUGAGUGGAGCAGCUCUGGUUUCUCUAGCCAUAUACCUCCUGUAGCAGAGUCUCCUCCUGUGCUGGGCCGUGGAUGUGCCUGCUGUGUGUGGGGAGCUGGAUGGGAGCCCUGGGGCUCUGCUGGGGAGAGAAGAGGAGGGAAGCUGCAGUGCAGACAGAAGGCCUUUGUUCUGAAGGCUGCUGGGCACUGGGCAAGCUCGGUCUCACAAAGCAGCCUGUGUCCAGGACGUACCCACAGCCUGGUGGGAUGGCUCUCUCCUAGCCCAGGCUUCUAGCCAGUGGGCCCAAGCGGGUCCUGUGGUUUCUAACCCUGCCUUCCUUCCUAUCCCUAGCUCCAAACACUGACCAGACACUGGGCAGGUGGUAGGUCCCACUAGGCAACCUCUAGCCUCCUGCUAACUCAGGCCUGAGGCUACUAUCCAACUCUGGACACCCUGGACCCUCUGCUAGAACAUUCUCUCAUGGGGUUUUCCUGCUUGCCUAGUGUCGUAUGGUAAGAGUGACAGCUCAUGCCUAGGGUGACAGUUCUGAUACAGGUGGCCUCUGGCCCUGAGGCAGGGCACCAUGCUGUUUGUUCCAGUGACUGUUCCUAGCAUGUUUCUGGAGGACCAGUGUCUAACAGGUCCUUCCUAACUUUCAUGACGUAGCUCCUGGAGUCUCUGGAACCUCCUGCCUGCUGCUGGGCCUCUGCUGUCCCUCCUGGCCUGCAACCCCUGCCCAUGCUAAUACUUGCUUAGCUCUUCUUGCUGCUUCCACCUGUGGGUUCCAGCUCUGGUCCAGGACACAUGGGAACUUGGCUCCUUUUGAUGGUGAUAUGAGCUAUAAACAAGUCCAGUUAAGCUCCCUGCCUCUGAAAACUGCCCUGCUCUAGGACUUCCAGUGGCCCUUUGGAGCUUGACUUUAAAAAAAUAUAAAUGCAGCCAGGCAGUUGUGGUGCACACCUUUAGUCCCAGCACUCGGGAGGUAAAGGCAGGUGGAUCUCAGUGAGUUUGAGGCCAGUGUGGUCUACAGAGUGAGUUCCAGGGCAGCCAGGACUAACUACACAGAGAAGCCCUGUUUCAAAAAAAAAAAAAAAAAGAAAAAAGAAAAACAACAAAAACCCAAAUGCAGAUCCAGUGCUACUAGCUGUCACUUCUCCAUUUGCUCUGCGGAGUUAAUCGGUUCCAGGCAGAAUCCCACAUUGUGUCUGCUUUGUCUUCCCUGGGUCUCGGGUCUGUGGGCCAUGUGAAAGAAAGCAUGUUGGCCAAGCGGUGGUGGUGCACACCUUUAAUCCCGGAAUCGGGAGGCGGAGGCAAGCGGAUCUCUGUGAGUUCGAGGCCAGCCUGGUCUACAUACAAGAGCUGGUUCCAGGGCAGCUAGGACUUACACUGAGAAACCCUGCCUCGAAAAACAAAAGAGCAUGUCAAAAGCUCAACCAUGGGCCCCAUCCUUGGUCAGGUUGUCAGGACUUGUCACUUGGCAAGGAUCUCAGUAUCAGCUUUUCCACACAAGGGCUCAAAAUAAUGCACAUUUGUGGUCUCACUGUCCUGCGCUCCCACACAGCCAAGUAAGAAUAAAACCAAAUACAACCGUCUUGGUGGGCCCUGAGGUCCUAGGGUGAGCUCGCACCAUUGAUGACACAUGGCGCUCCAGGGUCCACCUGCAGCCUGACUUUGGGGAAGAGCAAUCUUAUUGUCUCUAACACCCCAACCUGAUCAAGGUCAGGAGAAUCUAAGGCCUGGCACAAGGCCUGGCACAAGGACUAAAGCUCUGGCCAGCAGGUGGACAGUGGGGCCCUGUUCUGAAACCAGUGAGGACAUGCUGUCUGUUUCUUGGGUUAAUAUGCAAAAACAAGCACUCCCUGCUUGAGGCCAUGGGGAAUACCAGGGGUGGUUUCCUGACACCAAAAUCUGCUGACUGUGAGGGGAACUUUGGUAGUUUCAGCUCUUAUCAAAGCUAAGAACUGUUUGUUAAAGACCACAUAAUAGGAUGCAGAUCAGUGGUGAAACACUUGUUUAUCUUGUGUGAAACAGGACUCCAUCUCCUUGUUUGGGGCUGUCUGGGAGAGACAGUUUGGGCUGGGAGUGUCAACUACACUUGUAAAUGGUUUGGUAUAGAGAUGAGCAACAGGGUAUCAAUUAAAAGACAUCUGGAGACUGAAGAGAUGACUCAGUGGUUAAGAGCACUGGCUGCUCUUCCAAAGGACCCGGGUUCAAUUCCCAGCAUCCACAUGGCAGCUCACAGCUGUAUCUCCAGGUCCAGGGGAUCCAACAUUUUCACACAGACAGACAUGUAGACUAAACCCCAAUGUACGUACAAAAUAAAUCUUAAAAAAUAAUGGCAGCUGAAUAUAAGAUAGGAAUUGAGGAAGCCAUCAUGGCAACCAGUUGAAUGGGGAGGAGGCUUUUGCUAAGGGCCAGCCAGAAGUGGGUGCACUCAUUGGAUCGAAGGGACCACUUCUGGGCCUCUCCCAGAGAAUCAGUGCUACGUGCACAGAAGCCCUGGCAGUAGCCAGGUGUUUAACUACAGGAAACAGAAACACCCACGAUUCUGUGAGAACCAAGAAUGAUGCAAGCCUGAGUAGUAGCUCGGUCUUGAAGCUAGGUGAGCUGUGGCGCACACCAUUAGUCCCAGUGCUGGGGAGGCAGAGGCAGGCAGGUUCCUGAGUUUUAGGCCAGGCUGCUCUAUAGGCGAGUUUCUGGGUAGUCGGGGAUGUUACACGGAGAAACCCUGUCUCAGCCAAAAAAGAGAAACGAAAACAAAAAACUUGUGUUUUAGUGUGACAUUUAACAAGGCCAUAAAAUAAGGCAAGAUUGAUGAUGUACCUAGUAUCAGAAGACAAACCCAGGCAUAAAUCGACCAGAAAAGACUUACACAAUAACCUCAUUCACAUAAUUCAUGCUAGAACAAGGGGAGGUGUGGGUGCUGGAAAGGUCUCUGCUGAGGUUCUCUUGAACAUUGACUUUAGGCGCAUAACCUGCAUGUCACAUCUGUUUUCUGGGUUUAUCAGCCUUGCCUUAUAAAGAAGUAACUCUAGACAACACCGUCCCAUGAUGAUGCUAUCUGUAUAUAGCUUCGUCCUUCAUAUGGUGUGGGUCAGUCAACCUGGGCAAAUGGGUCGGACCAUGUAUACCUGUGUGACACUGAGCAUCAUCUGUGUCCUAUUGUGUCAGCCUUGGCUGAGAUGUCUAGGUCGUUUAGGAGAGAAACUCAGGGAUAGCUGGCUCCUGUUUAAUCAUGGGUCCUUGGCAGCUAGCUGGGGUCAUUUUAUUCCAUGGAAAUCUGUAGGUGAGUAGGUCUAGCAUUAGGAACCCUUGACCCAUGAGUACAGAAACCUGAUGGGCUGAUAAACUCAAGCUU
Messenger RNA from Chionomys nivalis (European snow vole), 4920 nucleotides. It is a transcript of the gene Tedc1, whose product is annotated as tubulin epsilon and delta complex 1. The transcript is spliced from 8 exons. Bases 25 to 1293 code for a protein of 422 amino acids. Lineage: Eukaryota; Metazoa; Chordata; Mammalia; Rodentia; Cricetidae. The record is from RefSeq and is a predicted model, not a curated record.